AUGGAUGUCUCAGGCAACUUGCCAGAUGAUGAUUAUUCCACUGAACAACUAGUAUCAAAAGACGUUUCAGGUGGUACCAGUGGUGGUCGUAAACUACCGCCAAUACCUACAGUUAACGAAACUAAGCCAGACAAUGCACUGUCAGAGAGUAAAAGAAAAAAUCCCAAAGCACAAUUAGAUCGCCGGAAAAUAAUAAAUAGUGAACACGAUGGCCCCAGACGACGAUCAUUAAGUCUAAUUGUUGAUAGAAGAAAAUCCGUUUCAGUUAAUGGAAGAUCUUCUUUUAACAAUUCACCUACUUUGGGUCAUUCAGUGAAGUACAAUCGAAUAAGUAGAGUUAGCGAUGAGAGUGCCGAUAAUGAUUCUGUCUCGGCAUCAAGUGAUCGUGGUACUGCCGGUAAUUUAAAUAAUAUAUUAACAUCGGGCACAUUAGAAGUUCGUUUGAAAUAUGAUGUUAAAACAAGUAAAAUGUGGGUAUUUGUUAUUAAAGCUAAUUUUGAAACAACAAAAAAGCUUUCAAAACAAACACUAGUACAAAUUCAUUUGACUGUUUUACCCAAUAAACGUAUUCGAUUUCGGACAAGAUCAAAGCAAUGGGAAGAUACAAUGUUUGCAGAAGAAUUCUUCUGCAAAGUUUCACCAGAAAUAAUGCAAACUCAAGGCAUCCGUUUUCGUUUAUAUAUGAAUGAACGUUUAAAACGACAACAUCUACUUGGCGAAGCAACCGUGAUGUUUGGAUUAAUUAAUCUUGAAGAAGACAUGUGUAAAUUAAUAACUUUUGAACCCAAAUCAAUGUUGUAUAUACCAAAAGAGUCUGAUUCUGGUACUGGUAUUCAUACUACAGACAGUGUACUAUCAUCUCGUCGAAAUUCAUCAUCAAUAACACAAUCACAAAUUCCUGAAAUCGAAUUAGGCUUAGCGUAUGAUCGCAUACAAAGUCAUCUUAUUGUAGAAAUGGGAAAAGGAUUUAAUUUUGGUGUAGCUACACAGGGCAGAGCACCAGAUACCUGUGCUAAAAUUAGUCUUCUCAAUAUAACUGGCGAGGAAAUAAUAUCGAAUCGUACCGUACUUAGACGAUCUCAAUAUCAUCCUGUAUAUGCUGAAAGAUAUUCAUUUAAUAUUCAAGAAAGUUUACUAGACACGAUAACGUUGUUGAUAACAAUAUUGAACAAAAAAAAUAUUCGAAAAAGUGAACCACUUGGAUGGAUUGCAUUUGGUCAGGGUGUGAAUGGUGAUCUACAAAUAGCCCAUUGGGAUUCGAUGCGAAAUGCCAAUGGUGAAACAAUUACGAGACGUCAUAUUCUACUAGAAAGUUAA
Messenger RNA from Didymodactylos carnosus, 1317 nucleotides. The record is from the annotation of a GenBank genome assembly. NCBI's taxonomy places the organism in Eukaryota, Metazoa, Rotifera, Eurotatoria, Philodinida, Philodinidae.